This is a messenger RNA of [Candida] anglica, 605 nucleotides long. The record is from the annotation of a GenBank genome assembly. NCBI's taxonomy places the organism in Eukaryota, Fungi, Ascomycota, Pichiomycetes, Serinales, Debaryomycetaceae.
AUAACCUGAAUAAACAAAACAAAUUUUGAUUAAAUUAGAAAAAAAUAAACAUGAACACUGGAUUUGGAACAUGGACUGAGAAGGAUAUAAAAGAUGGUGGACAAAUAGAUCCUACAUUUGGAAGACAUCAGGACACUGAUUUCCCAACGGUGGAAGAUGUAACUGCUGCCGCUGUAGCAAAUGCACAACAACAAAAUCAAGCUAAUCAAGAAUUACAUGACCAACAUCAUGAACAUCAAGCAGCAUUAGAAGAAGCUAAAAAGAGAAGACCAGUAUCAGGUACCAAAAGAGCAGCACAAAAUAGAUCAGCACAAAAGGCAUUUAGAGUUAGAAAAGAAAAAUAUAUUAAAGAUUUGGAACAACAAGCAGCUGAAGCAAAUCAAUUAAAACAAACAAUUGAAGAAUUAAGAGCGGAAAAUUUACAACUUAGAGAUUAUACAUUAGCUUUACAAAGUAGAGUAAUUGAAUUAUCUCCAAGUCAUCCACCACAGGGUCAAGAUCACGUUCCUGCACCUCCAGCAGCGGUAUUUAGUGGUAAUAAAAUGUUUAAUCAAGAAAAGUAAAAGGUUGAACACUUUUAUAGAUUUAAUUCCGCUCUUACUAGG